Euleptes europaea (tarantolino) is the source of this 1536-nucleotide messenger RNA. RefSeq names its product keratin, type I cytoskeletal 19-like. The record is from RefSeq and is a predicted model, not a curated record. NCBI's taxonomy places the organism in Eukaryota, Metazoa, Chordata, Lepidosauria, Squamata, Sphaerodactylidae. The transcript has 8 exons. Bases 77 to 1462 code for a protein of 461 amino acids. Gene Ontology annotation, molecular function: structural molecule activity.
GCAGUGUGGUUUUUGUUUAUCAAGCUGAGCGUCUUUGGCUUUCCCUUGGGCUUUGGGCUUCCUUUUAACUUUCACUAUGAGCUUCAACACCAAACAGAGCACCACCACUACGGUGUACUCCAGAGGGAGAAGCAGCAAUGGUAGCACUGCUGCUAGAGAUGGGGGAAUCAGGGUUGUUCCAGCAGUCUCUGCCAGAGGUGUAUCCCCUGCUAGAGGGAGUCCUAGAUGCAGCCUCUCUGGGAGAAGCUUUGACGGCUUCGGAGGGAAUGGCAGGGGUGUCAUGGAUGGUGGUUAUGGGUUCAGUGCUGGCAGCACUCGCUAUGGGCAUGUCGGUGGCAGCAUGGGCUGUGGGUUUGGCGCUUGCAACGAGGCCCCCCUGAUCUCCUGUGAUGAGAAGAUGACCAUGCAGAACCUCAACGACCGUUUGGCCUCUUACCUGGACAAGGUGCGAUGCCUGGAGGAGGAGAACAUGGAUCUGGAGGGCAAAAUCCGGGAAUGGUAUGAGCAGCAAGGGCCCCUCUAUGACCAAAAGGAUUACAGCAGCUACUAUCAGCAAAUUGAAGACCUUAAAAACCAGAUAAUUUCUGCCACAGUGGAUAACAGCAAGCUUGUCCUGGAUAUUGAUAAUAACCGGAUGACUGCAGAUGACUUUAGACUGAAGUAUGAGACAGAGCUGGCUCUUAGCCAGAAUGUGGAAGCUGACAUCAAUGGCUUACGCCAAGUCCUGGAUCAACUCACCCUUUGCCGGUCUGAUCUGGAGAUGCAACUUGAAUCCCUCCGGGAAGAGCUGUGUUGCAUCAAGAAGAACCAUGAGGAGGAAAUAAAGGAGUUCAAGAGCCAAGCCAAUAGAGAUGUCAGUGUGGAAGUGAAUUCUUACCCAGGCCCAGAUCUGAAGAAGAUUUUGGAAGAUAUGAGAUACCAAUAUGAAACAAUGAUUGAUAACAACCGCCGAGAAGUUGAGCAGUGGUAUGAAAAUAAGAUGGAGGAGGUGAAUCGGGAGGUCACCAACAGCAGCAAAGAAUUUGAGGAUUGCAACAACCAAGUCAUUGACCUGAAACGCCAGCUGCAGACCUUGGAAAUAGAUCUGCAGGCUCAGCUUAGCCUGAGAGACUCGCUGCAAGGUUCUUUAGCCGAGACCGAAUGUCGCUACAACAACCACUUGGCUGAAAUACAGAACCAGAUCUCGUGCGUGGAGCAGCAGUUGGCGGAGCUGAGGGCAGAAAUGGAGUGUCAGAACCGAGAAUACAGAGAGCUUCUGGACGUGAAGUGUCGCCUGGAACAGGAGAUCCAGACGUACCGCAGCCUGCUAGAGGGAGGACAGGAGGACAUUGUCAGUCUCAGUAACAAAUCCGGAGGAAUUUCCAGACAAGCAAGUGGGAGUCCCAGAAGCUCCCGUAAUUACUCCACCUCUCCCAGCCGUUCCCAGCCACUGGUGACUGACAUUAAAGCAUACACCAGAUAGAUUUCCGAAGCAGCACCUCCACAACAAGCGGUCUGUAACCUGCCAAACUCACGAAAGCCAAGUAUCUAUUGAUG